AUGGCUCGGAACGCUUUCGCCACUUUCAUACCUCUCAGCAUUGAGUCCGAUGCGCGUAGUAAGAUAAUUUUCGACUUUUUCGAUCUUAUGGCUGCAGUAGCUGCCCAUGGAAAAACCAAUGGUAUGGGCGGCAGAAAACUUUCGAGGUUCGCGGGAUGGUGGGCUUUCGAACAUACAGACGAAAAGAACGGUUUUGAUGGUGGUUACAAAUCAUGGUCGAAUGCUGCUGAUGCUACGGGCCAUCUUUUCUUCGCAUAUCUGCGAUCCCUUUCCCCAGAUUCCGUGCGAGGCAUCAGUGGUGUCUCCACUUUGCCACUUUCACUGCAAACGCUGUUACAGGAGACAAAAUACCCACCAGAACACCUUGCUCAUCAUUCUUCUUCAAAAGUGGUCAUGGUCGUUGACUCGAUAUCUCCCACGCCCUUCGCUCUACUUCGACGAGCGAAGAAUUUCGAGUACCGUGACGACGACCGUGUAUUGCAAGCGUUUUCGAAUUAUGAUGAUCCUGUACAGGCGCUUAGCGAUGAAUGUCGAAGGGUGCUUAAGAGCAUCUCAUCUGUCAACGAGUCAAAUGCUACUACAACCAAGGCGUCCACGAGUCUCGGCGAUACAUCGUGGUCAAGAUUCGAGGAUAUGGGAUUCGGAGCCAUUGCCGAAGACGAUGAUGAGCCCGAGACAACAUUAGGGCAUUCACGAAAGACAACUCAAACAUUGCGUUCCGCGCCGCAAACAAAGGGAAACGACAUGGGAAGACCAAUUACGCCUUCUUGGGCAGACUUCCUCAAUUCUGGCUUUACUGAUGAGCCAGCGAGCCCUGCCCCUCGCCCACUCAUAUUGCCACCAGACAAGAUUCUCCCACCUAUCGAUCUAGACUCAAAAAGAGGCAAGAGUUCGCAGUCACACGUAAGGAAGCGAGAUGGCGUGGAUUUAGAGCCUGGUGAACUGGCCAGUAUCAAUGCUUUGCAACUCGACAGUGCAUUCUGGUGGGUUUGGAUCUCGAGUCUUGCAGGUGAAGAAACCCUCGAACGGAAGGCUGUUUUCGGAAGAUGUGCACUUGUCGAGACUGUCAUUGGCAAUGCUUGGCUCGUCAUCGAAGAAAUGGUCAAAGGCGCAGCUCCUGAGCCCGAGAUCGGAGCUUACAUUGCCGAAAAGAAGAGUCGAUUUACAUUUGGAAAGAAGAGAAAUCCGGCAAGGUCCAGGUCUUUAACCAGAAAGACACAAGCGCCCAAGUUUGACUCAACCUUGCGCAACGGUCAGGCAUCUCCUGCCAGCAAGACUUCAAUCGGACGUGACCAGCAUGCGAAAAUUCAAGCUGCGGCUGCGGCGUUGCAGGAGAAGCAACGACAACAAGAGAACGGGGGCGUCAAUGAUACUCAGCUUAGUCCAAGACGAGCUAGAGGUGGGGAUGCCAUGUCAACUAAGACGAACAGCGUUUUCACUUUACAACCUGUCAUCAUGAGUGAAGCUGCUCCUGCAAUGAAAUGGGCAACUAGCUACGAUAAGAAAGAGGUUCGUGCUCGAUAUCUUGGGAGCGAGCUUGCUGGGAAGGGAUCGACGGUGGACUUGGGCGCACUUGGUGCUACUAUGGCUACAGCGAACGGAUCAACUUCUCCCAAACCACCAGCUCCGGUCCCAAAAGACACUCUUCCAAACGAUUAUGGCUUUUCGAAGGAGGCGCCGAAAGCUGCGUCAGUCCCCCUGCCACCCGAGACCCCUGGAGAGCGAUUGCAGGCUCCAAAGAGUGCUCCACCACCAAUCCCCUCAGCACCUUUACCAGCUGUCCCAGCGACUCAAGUGGCCAAUCAGGUCGCUGCCGAUGCAGCGGAGGUGCCUCUUCCUCCGGCAGAGCAUGAAGGCUUGGAAAGGAUUGAUACAGUCACAGACCAGAAUCAAGAGACUCUAUCGCCUGAAUCAUCCCCUGAGAGUAAACGCACAGGCAAACUUCGCAAGAAAGAAGGCCGCAACUUCAAAGGCUUCUUCGGAAAGAAAAAGGCACCGCAGUCAACGCCUCCACCACCCAAACCCUCCGAUCCGCUUGCUGCCGCCGCCGCCCGCGCAGCUCUGUCUCCCAAGCCAACGACAUACCAGGGUUCGAACUCUAUAACACGUAGACUAUCACGAAUGGGUCGCAAGGACCAAUCAGCGGCAGCACCUCCUGUGCCUGCAGCGCAAGCUGACGAACCUCUUCAGCCACCUCAGGCACCAUUCAAGGACGAGUAUGACUCACAAGUCAGCCUGUCUCGUGUAGACAGCAAUGAGCAACGAAAAGCCGAUCGGGAAUUUCCAAAAUUCGAUCAAGGCCCGCUGGCUGACCAGCCCGCCUUCGUACCAAACGAUAGUCCUGUUCAUCACGCGGCGUCCCCUCCUGCUGAAUCCCCGUCUGUGUCACGACCUUCCACUGCGGAGCCAGUGGGCGCUCAUUAUGAACCCCCAAUCACUAAAGGUGGCGAGUAUGAGCCGAGCCUUUCCUCUGCGGGCGAUACCCUAGAGGCGACAACAUCUAAUGACGCCGAAGACCGCUGGGCUCAGAUAAGACGAAACGCUGCUGAACGAGCUGGCAAAGCCAAUGCCGAUGAUCAAGCUACCGCUGGAAGGAAGAGUGCAGAGAGUAAUGGCGAUGGCGAUGGCGAUGAGAGCGCCGAAGAGACUAUCGAAAGUCGCGUUGCACGCAUCAAAGCCCGCGUCGCCGAGCUGACUGGCAACAUGCAAGGUCCAGACGGCUCACAAUCGAUGAAACCUGGCACCACGACAACGUACACAGCAUCGUCGUAA
Bacidia gigantensis is the source of this 2772-nucleotide messenger RNA. RefSeq lists its product as uncharacterized. The transcript has 3 exons. The coding region runs from base 1 to 2772 and encodes 923 amino acids. The record is from RefSeq and is a predicted model, not a curated record. Lineage: Eukaryota; Fungi; Ascomycota; Lecanoromycetes; Lecanorales; Ramalinaceae.